This is a messenger RNA of Pelobates cultripes (western spadefoot toad), 31882 nucleotides long. The record is from the annotation of a GenBank genome assembly. Lineage: Eukaryota; Metazoa; Chordata; Amphibia; Anura; Pelobatidae.
AUGAAGGACAAGGUUUGGGGUGAGUAUGCACAGUCUGCUCUAAAGUGCCUGAGUAGUGCCCCCCUCCAGCCUCAGGCCUUUGCGUAAGCCACUAUGCUAAAUCCACAGAUUUGGAGGCGUUCAUGAACCAGUCUUUCCCCCACCAGGGGCAGUCGAAGAAUCUGUAUGCUAUGUUCCGCUGUCGGCUGAUGGUCUUCGCCCCACGUGGUCGAUGCGCAGAGACGAUGCCUCGUGGGGCUCAUGGCCCAGGUAGCCUGACAGUUGCACACGUCGCCGCUUGGGGAUGCGAUUUGCCUGUAGAGGUCCACCUCUCCCCGGCAAGACGUCUCUCCGCCCGACCACCUUCAGCUAUGGCAGGGAAUUCUGCCAUCGGUCCCGCAGCUUGUGCCAGAACGUCUGAAAGACUUUAUCCAAUCUAUGCAUAAUGGAAUUUGAAAUUUUUGUCCGACUGUAUAUCAACUGUUUUCGAUGAUUUCGCUUUUCUCAAGAUGCAAUAAAACGGAAGUCGGUUAUAGAUUAUCCAAUGCAAAAAUCUUACAAGCUCAAGGAAAAUACCCUGCAAGAACUAUUCUAGCCUAUUCUUUGAAUCAGUGAUACAUUUAUCAACGUUUAUUUACUAACCUCAAGUAAAAAUCCAUAUGUCUCAACUUGGUAUCUGCACAAGAUAUGGAGGGACUCCCACCUAUCACGUUAAUGGAUAGAAAAAUAUAUAGCUUACUCCACAACAGUGAGUUUGGGGAGGAAAUGUAGGUAGGUGGUUUCUCAUUUUUGUUUCUGUUAUGUUACUAUGCUUAUCUGUUCAGAUUCAAAAUGUGAUCACACUUCCUUAUUGAAUAAUCUCGCAUUUAUUUUGCUUUCAUGUGUAAUACAUUUAAAUAGCCACAAGGUGUCACUUAACUCUGAAUGUAGAUUCAGUCCUUGGAGAAUAAGAUACAAAUUGAUCGAUUGUUGCAACUUCAUUAGGAUGUGGGUGUAAUUAGAAUAAUCAGUUCUAUAAGGAUUCCUAAACCAAAAUAGAAUGUACCACUAAUUUAACACUGAAAUGGCGCAUAUUAUAUUUAUAAUUAUUAUUAUCAGCAUUUAUAUAACUACACCUUAAUCAGCAGCACUUUACAAUAUCAUAGAGAGGUACAUUUAACAAUAAAUUAUUCAAUUACUAAAUGUUACAGGGACAAUAGGUUAAUGAGGACCCUGCUCGAUAUAGCUGCAUAGAAAUACUUAUACAAAAUAAGCACAUUCCAGGCUUUAUGAUGUUAGCAAACACAGCAAGAAGUCCUGGGGGCAGAGCCAUGCAGGGCACCGUGGCAGAUGCCAUUUCGUGCAGCUCUGAGUGCUUUACUAGCAAAUUCAGCUGUAUUGCUGUUGGCAAUCGACAUAUUGGUGUGAAAGAUUCUGCGGAUGCCCUUUUUUUCCCCAGCAAGUGACAAAAUUCAGCACCAAGGACUUCAAACAUACCGCACGGGAAGCACACGACUGAUCGGUGACGGAGGAAUAGGCCUCAAUAUCGACUUACCAACUGGGAGUCCUCUCAACAGAAUUUCUUGCAUGGACAUGGGCCACAAGACACAAAAGCCUAGUCACACUGCCAGCAGAGAAAGCCAGGACAUAGGGAAAAUGCUGGCUUACACACCACGAACCAGAGAGAUGGCGCCAUUGGCUGCACACACCUCGCAUGUGGAGGGAGUCCAAGAGGUGGGGUCCCGACAUUGGGCAGUGACAAGCAGUGAUGACCGGUGUACAUACCUCUGAGGAAGAUAUUCUCAAUUUGAAACAGGGCAUGGUGGCUCUAGGGAAGACUGUUUAACAAGUACAAUCUACACAAUUUCACCUUUACCAGCCGCUACACCAGAUGGCGCUCAAGGAGAGAGGCGCUGUGGAUUAGGUAAGUAACCUCUCCCUCCUGCAGCAUUGCCACACUGAUCAGGCGCUUCCACAUGGCGCCGAUCGGGUGCAGCCACACAGUGCAGACCGGGCACCAUGACAGUAUCCCCACACAAAGACUGCCCACCGGGCGGGCAGGACCAGGCCUUCCAGGGAACCGGGCAUGGAAGGAAUGGAUGAGUCAAGCCACAUGAACAUCAACAGCAGGAACCCAGAAACGUUACUCAGGACCAUAACCCAUCCAGUCAACUAGGUACUGUAAUAAACCACAAGAAUACCUGGAAUCCAAGAUCGAACAGAUUUCAUAUUCCUCUUGUUUAGCCACAACCAACUGCGGAGGAGGAAUAGAAGGAAUAGUAUAUCGAUUACAGAGGAGAGGUUUGAGCAAAGACAUAUGGAAAGUACAAGGAAUGCAGAGAUUAACAGGGAGAUCAAGGGUAUAGGAAACAGGAUUGACCCUACGCCAGUGGUGUAUUUACCGCGAGACUGACAAGGCAUUUUCCUUGGGCAUCACUUUUAGGGGGGGCGGCAAAAAAAGCCGCCCCAAUGCCCUGGCAGAUGCCAUGUCAGCCUCUUCUCCUGGGAGGCCCAGGAGCUGGCAGCUGGCCACCUUAGGGCCCCUCAGAGGCUGGCAUGCGCUGAUAUGAGAGGCGGGCGGCGAGGUAGCACUCUCCUCUGAGCUCUCUCCUGCUCAGGUCCCUCACCACAGUGCGCCGGUGUUGACAUCACUCUGGCUCCGGCAUCACUAAAAGGCGCAUGAGGGAGCUGAGCACUAGGUUCAGAGCUCCCUCGCCGUCCACCUCCACUGUGCCUGCCAGCCCAACCACCCGCCUAUUUGGAAGAAACCACAAAAAUAACACCAAAAUGUAAUCAAAUAAUAAAAAAAAUUGUGAGUGUGUUAGUGUGUGUGUUUGUUAGUGUGUCUGUUAGUGAGUGUUAGUGUGUGUGUGAUAGUGAGAGCGUGUGUGUCUCUGUUAGUAAGAGUGUGUCUGUUAGAGAGUGUUGGUGUGUGUCUGUUAGUGUGUGUGUCUCUGUUAGUGAGUGUGUGUGCGUGUCUGUCAAAGAGUAUGUGUCAGUGAAAGUGUGUAUGCCUGUUAGUGAAUGUGUAUGUCUGUCAGUGUGUGCAUGCGUGUCUGUCACUGAGAGUGUGUAUCUGUCAGUCAAUGUGUAUGUCUGUUAGCGAAUGUGUGUGUCUGACACUGAGUGUAUAUGUUUCUGUCAGUGAGUGUGUAUGAGUGUGGGGUGGGGGGGGGUCUGAGUUUUGUCAUGCCUAGGGCAACACAAAACCAGAAUACACCACUGCCCUACGCACAACACUGAAAGGGUCCCUAUGAAGUGGGGCAAACUUCUUAGAAGGCACCUUAACUUUAAUAUACCGUAUGGACAACCAAACCCUGUCACCCAUUUGAUACAAAGGCGUAGCGACAUGUCGCUUAUCAGCCUUCACCUUGAAACAGCCGUCACCAAGGCAGCAUGCACCAGAUCCCAGGACCUACCCAUAGAGGCCAGGUGCUCAUCCAAUACUGAGAUAGAGGUAUUCUAGAAUACAGAAGACAGGAUAGUAGGAUGAAGACCAGAAUUGACAUAAAAUGGACUGAAACCAGACGAGUUAUGUGUAGCAUUGUUCCUGGCGAAUUCAGCCCAGGGUAAAAGAUCAGACCAAUUAUCUUGAGCACCAUUGACAAAACAUCUGAUGUAUACCCCUAAGGACUGAUUUGCUUGUUCUGCCGCCCUUUACGUUUGGUGAUGGUAUGAGGAAGAAAAAGAUAAUUAUUUUCCCAAUUCUUUACAAAAUGAUCUCCAGAACCUAAAUACAAACUACGUACCUCUGUCAGAUACUAUAUUGUGUGGAAUACCAUGUAACCUGAACAUCUCAUUGGUAAAAAAUCUUGGGAGGUUGGCAACUUUUUAAGUGGAAUGAAGUGAGCUAUUUUGGAGAACUGGUCAACGAACAUUAGAAUAAUGUUAAAUCCCUUGGACACAGGUAGAUCAACUAUAAAAUCCAUAGCAAGUUGGGACUAAGGGAUGUGCGGCACAGGAAGAGGUUGUAACAACCCACAUUUGAGUUGAAGAACCUUAGAAACAGCAACUGUUUUUUGAAGGCAUUGACAUAUGCUUCUACAUCGUUCCUAAGAGAGGGCCACCAGAACUGUUUAAUGAUAGCAAAAAGGGUUUUGGGUAUACCCAGAUGCCCAGCCUUCAUAUUGUCAUGGAACAUGCUUAACCCCUUAAGGACCGAGGACGGUUCAGGACCGUCAUCAGCAUUUUUGCAUUGCCAACCGGUGACGGUCCUGAACUGUACUUACCCGAUCGCCGUCGUUCCCCCGGCGGCAAUCGGCGUGGCUCCCAUUGUGGGGAGACUGCCUGCAGCCCAGACAGUUUCCCCAUGGCGGAAUAGGACCUCUGGGGCCAAUAGGUGUCCAUGUGUCUGCCUGCAGGGGGACUGCCUGUGCUGACAGGCAGUCUCCCUGCUAGUGUAAAAUCAUUAAAAAAAUAAAAGUUAAUGUUAAUUAAAAAAUAUAUAUAUAUGUGUAUAUAAAUAUGAUAUAUAGACAUUUAUUAUAUCUAAUGUCAUACUAAGUGUCUUUUUAUAUUAAUAUGUACAUAUAUUAAUAUAAAAAUAAACUUAUAAUUAAAUUACACACGUAUAUAUAUAAUAACUAUAUAUAUAUUGUGUAUAUAUAUAUAUAUAUAUUAUUAUUAUAAAAUACAAAUAAUAAGUAAUUUAAAUUAAAUUAAAAAAUGUAAAAAUAAUAAUAACAUUCAAAAAAAAUUAUAUAUCUAUAUGAAAUUUUAUUCUAACUGUAUUUUGAUAUUAAUAUAUAUAUAUUUAUAUCAUAAUACACUUAGAAUGAAAUUGUAUAUAUAUAUCUAUGUAUAUAUAAAUAAAAAUAAUAUGAAAUAUACAAAUGUCCAUAUACAAAAUUACAUAAAUAAUUAUAUAAAUAUACACGUAGACCUCAAAUAUAUAAAUAUGCUUAUAUAUUUAAAUUCUACGUGCAUAUUUAUGUAAUAUUUUUACAUAAUUAAGUAAUUUUAUUGAUUGCAAUUUGUGGCACCGGCCUGCCAACCCAGGCCGAAAGUCCAGAGAAUAUAUAUUGCUAGCACUGUAUUUUACCCUGUAACGUUCUACGACACCCUAAAACCUGUAGAUGGGGGGUACUGUUUUACUCGGGAGACUUCGCUGAACACAAAUAUUAGUGAUUCAAAAAAGUAAAACAUAUCACAGCGAUGAUAUUAUCAGUGAAAGUGACUUUUUUUGCAUUUUUCACACACAAACAGCACUUUACUGAUGAUAUAAUUGUUGUGAUACGUUUUCCAGUUUUAAUGAAAAUCCAGCGCACUCGCUUAUCUACUAAACAGUCAUUUUAAUGCUGAAUAAUUUUCAGUUUUAUUAAAAACACCUAAUCUAGACAAAAAAUAUAAUGGGGGUUUAGUUACAGUAUAUGAUCAGGAAAGGUUAAAGGAUCUUAACAUGUAUAGUUUGGAGGAAAGACGAGACAGGGGGGAUAUGAUAGAAACAUUUAAAUACAUAAAAGGAAUCAACACAGUAAAGGAGGAGACUAUAUUUAAAAGAAGGAGAACUACCACAACAAGAGGACAUAGUCUUAAAUUAGAGGGACAAAGGUUUAAAAAUAAUAUCAGGAAGUAUUACUUUACUGAGAGGGUAGUGGAUGCAUGGAAUAGCCUUCCAGCUGAAGUGGUAGAGGCUAACACAGUAAAGGAGUUUAAGCAUGCGUGGGAUAGGCAUAAGGCUAUCCUAACUAUAAGAUAAGACUAGGGACUAAUGAAAGUAUUUAGAAAAUUGGGCAGACUAGAUGGGCCGAAUGGUUUUAUCUGCCGUCACAUUCUAUGUUUCUAUGUUUCUAUGAUCAUACAUUGCAUAAGCCUGCCACAACGCCAAUGUACCCCAUCUUUGGCAGGUCCUACUCUGUCUGCUAAAUGAGCUUCUCACUUGGGGAAAUCCUUCCAUCUCAAGGUCUCUGCAGUACAAUGCUUAAAUAGGAUCCUGAGAUGAGGCACCUGUAACAGGGAGGGGUUCAAAACCCAUGCAGCUGGCUAGACUCCUAAAUAUAUACAUACAGGCCCGGACUGGCCAUCGGGCACACCGGGCAAAUGCCCGGUGGGCCGCGGUGGCCGUGGGGCCGAGAGAUCACAUGAUCUCUCCUGCCGGUCUUUGCAGGGCCGGCGCUAUCUGAACGCCGGCCCUGCAGUAGUCUCCAGCGGGCCGGUGGGGAGAUCAGAGAUCUCCCUCACCGGCCCACAUGCAGGAUAGUGUGGCCGCCGGGGGAGAGAGGGAGGGAGCCAGCCUGCCAGCAGAGGAACCCGGCGGAGCUUUAACUAACAGCUCCGCCGGGUUCCUCUCACGAGAUUCGGAGCGUUGCCAUGGCAACGCUCCGGGUCUCGCGAGAGUGAACUCUAGCCUCACAGGCUAGAGUUCACUCACCACUAAGACCACCAGGGAUGGAUUGCAGCCCCAGCAGCAGGAUCCCCCUCCAAGGCUAAAGGUAAGCAGGGAGGGGGAAAAUAAUCACCUAACUAACAUCAGCCUCACAGACACCCAAAACACUCACAGCACACUCAUUCACACACACUCACACACACACACACACACACACACACACACUGCACCCCUGACACUCACACACACACACACACACACACUGCACCCCUGACACUCACACACACACACUGCACCCCUGACACUCACACACACACACUGCACCCCUGACACUCCCACCCUCACACACUGCACCCCUGACACUCACAGCACCCUCACACACUGCACCCCUGACACUCACAGCACCCUCACACACUGCACCCCUGGCACGCACAGCACCCUCACACACACACUGCACAUCUGACCCUCACAGCACACACACACACACCUGCACCCCUGGCCUCACAGCACACACACACCUGCACCCCAGCCUCACAGCACACACACACACACCACCGUGACACUCACAGCACACACACGCACACUGCCCCUGACACUCACAGCACACACACACACACACACUGCACCCCUGACACUCCCACAGCACACACACACACCACGGCACCCCUGACACUCAGCACACUCACACACACACACACUGCACCCCUGACACUCACACACACACACUGCACCCCUGACACUCCCACCCUCACACACUGCACCCCUGACACUCCCACCCUCACACACUGCACCCCUGACACUCACAGCACCCUCACACACUGCACCCCUGACACGCACAGCACCCUCACACACACACUGCACUGACACUCCCCAGCACACACACACACACACACUGCACUGACACUCACAGCACACACCACACACACUGCACCCCUGACACUCCACAGCACCCCUGCUCCACACACACUGCACCCCUAAGGACUCCUAGCACACUGCUGCUGACACUCACAGCACCCACACACACACUGCACCCCUGACAUGCACAGCACCCUCACUCACACACACUGCACCCCUGACACAGCACACACACACACACACACUCACAUCACCCUCACUCACACACACACACUGCACACCUAACACUUACAGAACCCUCACACACUGCACCCCUGAGACUCACAGCACACACACACUGCACCGCUGACACUCACAGCACACACACACACACACACUGCACCCCUGACAUGAACAGCACCCUCACUCACACACACUGCACCCCUGACACAGCACACACACUCACAUCACCCACACACACACACUGCACACCUAACACUUAUAGCACCCUCACACACACACACACACACACUGCACCCCUAACACUUACAGCACCCACACACUGCACCCCUGACAUGCACAGCACACACCCUAUCUGGCCCCGCCCCCUUUGUAGUGGGCCGCUGUAAUUAAAAAAUGCCCGGGCCGAAUUAUCUUCCCAGUCCGGCCCUGCUGCAGCGAUAUAUAUCUUCACUCAUAUAUUUCAGAGUAUAGUUUUGGAUAAUCUGCAACUCUUAUUACUUCAUAACAUGUCAUAACAUCCAGUUAGUUGAAACAUUGUUGCAUAUAGAUAUCUUCAGUACUGAUUCCACUAUUGUGAUUUUAUAUGGAUUUUAUCUUCAUGAUAUCUCUAUUUUGAACUUCAAGACUUUUGAUCUAUAUCUAGAUGUGACAUUUUAGUAGCUGUCCAUCCUUAUUUCCAUAUCUCAUUGCUUUAUUUGUUUUUAUUUGCCUUUGUUGUACUUUUCCCCAUUUAGUUGAUGUUACCCAAUUCCCAGUAGGGGCAACACUUUUCCUGGACAUCCCUCAUUGAGUGUUUGAUUAUUGCUUUUAUAUUGGUGUUUUAUAUGGUAUUUCAUUUAUGUAUUUUCUCACUUGAACCUUUUAAAAUUUAUUUUAGAUCCAGCAAGUAUUCAUAUGCAUUUUCUGCAAGCUAUCUCCUGGUACGUUUAGGAUCUUUAUUUCUUAUUUUAUUCAUAACAAAAACAUGGUGGGAUGAGACACAUGACUGGGCAGCUAACUUAUUUGGUUACACUAUUUAAGAAUUAUAGAAAAAACUAGAAAGGUGGCGGGGUAUGUUUGUAUGUCAACAAUGAGUUAAACCCAAAUACUAGGAAGGGGAAUGUGAGGAGGAAUAUGUGGAAGCGUUAUGGUUAGAUAUCUGUUUGGGGCAAAAGAAGGGAAAAUUAUUAUUGGUUAGGAAAUGUUAUAAACCACCUAGUGUUAAUAUUGAUGAGGGAGACCAGCUAUUAGAGCAAAUUGGGAAAGUGGCAAAUCUGGGUAACACGUUAAUUACGGGAUAUUGUAUUUGCCAUGACAUAAAUUGGGAUAGAUGGACUAGUAGUUGAGCAAGGGGAAUCAGGUUUUUGAAUGUGUUAAAUGAUACCUGCAUGUCCCAACUAGCACAAGCACCUGGUUAUAAAAAACAAUGCUGAUCUUUUUUUAUUUUUUUUAUUUUAUUGUUUUUGCAGUGCUUAGAAUUACAAACAUGCAUGUGCUGCCACAACAGCAGGUACAAGCUAAUAAGUAGAUCAGGGUAAACAUUGUUAUGGCAUGCAAGAAACAGCACAAUUUUAUGGUUAAUAAGGUAUGUCUGAGGAUUUUCUAUGCUUAAGUAGGAUAUAUAAUCAGAGGAGGGACAAAGAGGAAAACAUGUAAGAUGCAAGCUAGGUUGUCUGAUUGUGUAGCUUUGACAGGUGUAAGUCAAACAAGUGUGUCAUAUAUACAAGAUGUAAAAAUGAAAUUACUUUGCUAGGCUAGCUGACCACACUGAGUAGGACAAAUAUAGUGUAACCACCAGUAUUGAGUAUCAUCAAGAGAUCAAUAUAUGCUUUGUAUAGGAAAGCAAAAAGAAUGCAAAACAGCAUAGUACAAGUUAAAAGCAGUUAGGUGGAGUGAAAUGCUGAUCUUUUGACCUACAUUCAAGUAGGGGAGCACUUGGGGAAUGGGUAUCCCAAUUUGGUGUCUUUUGAAAUAAACUCAAAAAAGCAUGUGGGGUAUACUAAAACAUAUUUCAAAAAAAGGCUAAUUUCAAUAAGAUAAGUGCACCUUUUACAACAUGUUGACUGACAUCAACUCUUUAGGGAAAAAAAACAAAACACUGAGGAUAAAUAGAAUAUCUUCAAACAUGUAUUAGGAAGGUACGUUACUCAGUAUGUACCAUUGGGUAAUAAAUAUAAAAGAAACAAACUGAAACCAAGAUGGUUUAGUGGGAAAUGUUAUGAUAUGAGAUGUUGUACCCUAUUUCAAACCAGCUGCAUCUCCGACUCCAGUCAUCAAUAAAAAAAAAAAUGAGGGUCAUUAACCCAUUGUACAGUGCUACGGAAUAUGAUGGCGCUAUAUAAAUAAUAAAAUAAUAAUUAAUAUACCACAGCUCUCUAUUUAUCGGUAGAAAUCUUACAAUGCCAAUCAGUGUCUUUUCAGACCUGGCUGGUAAAGAAAUGGUUAAGCAGAUCAGUGACAUUCUUCCCCUAUUAAUGACAGAUUAUUGCUCAAACUGAACCGAGAUGGAAAUGGAUAUGAUAGGGAAGGAAAUGACUCAAGCCACAUAAAACAAAUUGUUUAAGUGUGUAACACAGUAACACAGUCAGUGCAACAAGUCGUGUCCACUAAGAGCUGAAUGAAAUAGUGUAACAAACUGAGCCAUUGACUCAUCCAGCAAUGCUUGGUAUGUUGUUUAGCUCAGCCCAAUGCUGUCAUAACUUUAUUUAUUUACACUGAGAGUAGAAUACUUCAUAUUUCUAAACCAGAGGGAGUGGAGUUUAAUCCAAUACAAAGUUAUAGAAAAUAGAGGCGGAGAGGGAAAAAAGACGAGGAGGGGAGUUAGUGAGCAAAUUUUGGUUAGUGGGCGUCUCGUUCUUCCACCCAGCAGCAAACUUUACCACAAGCCGGAGCUUGGAUACUGCAUGGUGACACUGCAUGCAUUGUGAGUGUGCACACUGAGCUGGAUUCCCUACAACUAGCAACAAAGCCAGGAGCCACAUUGCUUCUCACAGCCACCCAGAGUGCUGACCCCGGACAGCCCUCCUGAUUCAGAGCUCAGGGCAGACAGAGAGAAGAGCACAUCUUCCCAGCAGCUGGACCUGUGCGAGCCUGUGUGCUGCUCCUGGUAGGUUUGGACUGUGACAUUCUUUGAGCUAUUCUGUGUUGGGGUGAGGGUAGGGGGGAGGAGGAGAGCUGGAGAGAGCAUCCUCCUAACCACGAUUUAUACAUGUUAACAGCUACAGGACAGGAGCAAUGUGUGUAUAUUAACUACCGAUACAGGAGCAAUGUGUGUAUAUUAACUACUGAUACAGGAGCAAUGUGUGUAUAUUAACUACCGAUACAGGAGCAAUGUAUGUAUAUAUAUUAUAUUAACAGACACAGGAGCAAUGUAUACAUAUUAACUACUGAUACAGGAGCAAUGUAUGUACAUAUAUUAUAUUAACAGACACAGGAGCAAUGUAUACAUAUUAACUACAGAUACAGGAGCAAUGUAUGUACAUAUAUUAUAUUAACAGACACAGGAGCAAUGUAUACAUAUUAACUACAGAUACAGGAGCAAUGUAUGUACAUAUAUUAUAUUAACAGACACAGGAGCAAUGUAUACAUAUUAACUACAGAUACAGGAGCAAUGUAUGUACAUAUAUUAUAUUAACAGACACAGGAGCAAUGUAUACAUAUUAACUACAGAUACAGGAGCAAUGUAUGUACAUAUAUUAUAUUAACAGACACAGGAGCAAUGUAUACAUAUUAACUACAGAUACAGGAGCAAUGUAUGUACAUAUAUUAUAUUAACAGACACAGGAGCAAUGUAUACAUAUUAACUACAGAUACAGGAGCAAUGUAUGUACAUAUAUUAUAUUAACAGACACAGGAGCAAUGUAUACAUAUUAACUACAGAUACAGGAGCAAUGUAUAUAUAUUAUAUUAACUACUGAUACAGGAGGAAUGUAUAUAUAUUAUAUUAACUACUGAUACAGGAGCAAUGUAUAUAUAUUAUAUUAACUACUGAUACAGGAGGAAUGUAUAUAUAUUAUAUUAACUACUGAUACAGGAGGAAUGUAUACAUAUUAACUACCGAUACAGGAGCAAUGUAUAUAUAUUAUAUUAACAGGUACAGGAGGAAUGUAUACAUAUUAACUACUGAUACAGGAGGAAUGUAUACAUAUUAACUACCGAUACAGGAGCAAUGUAUAUAUAUUAUAUUAACAGGUACAGGAGGAAUGUAUACAUAUUAACUACCGAUACAGGAGGAAUGUAUACAUAUUAACUAUUGAUACAGGAGCAAUGUAUAUAUAUUAUAUUAACAGGUACAGGAGGAAUGUAUACAUAUUAACUACCGAUACAGGAGGAAUGUAUGUAUAUUAUAUUAACAGGUACAGGAGGAAUGUAUACAUAUUAACUACCGAUACAGGAGGAAUGUAUACAUAUUAACUAUUGAUACAGGAGGAAUGUAUACAUAUUAACUACCGAUACAGGAGCAAUGUAUAUAUAUUAUAUUAACAGGUACAGGAGGAAUGUAUACAUAUUAACUACCGAUACAGGAGGAAUGUAUACAUAUUAACUAUUGAUACAGGAGCAAUGUAUAUAUAUUAUAUUAACAGGUACAGGAGGAAUGUAUACAUAUUAACUACUGAUACAGGACUAAUGUAUACAUAUUAACUAUUGAUACAGGGGGAUGCAUGUAUAUUACCUAUUGAUACAUGAGGAAUGCAUGUAUAUUAACUAUUGAUAAAGGAGAAAUGCAUGUAUAUUAAAUAUUGAUACAGGAGGAAUGCAUGUAUAUUAACUAUUGAUAAAGGAGAAAUGCAUGUAUAUUAACUAUUGAUACAGGAGGAAUGUAUGUAUAUUAACUAUUGAUACAGGAGGAAUGUAUGUAUGCAUUUGUACAACUGCCACAGAAGAAACAUAUUUAAACUAACAAGUACAACUGACAUGUAUACAUGUUAAUAGGUACAGGUGAGAGUAAUACACAUGUUAAUAGAUGUAGAUUUCUUAUGAAUGUAUAGCUCAAAGGAAGCAGUCAUGUGCGUGUAAAUGUGAAGCAACAGUAAGAAUUUAGAAUAAUUGAAUAGUCAUAUUUUAGUAUUUAAUAUACAAGACGAAAUUAGGGUUCCACCAUUAAAUAUAUUAUUUUUAUUACAAGGGUUUAUUUUAAAUAAAUUAAUCCCUUUAGGGCCAAACUAUUUUAUUUUUAAUAUUACAAAAUAGUAUUUUAUUGAGAAACAAAGGGAUAACAGAGUUUUACUAUUUUAUGGGCCACAAAGAGUGGUGCAGAUAUCAAAUUGUGGUUACAAGUUGAUACAUAGAACAUAUUCCGUUUAAAUUAUAAAAAUAAAAGAUUAUGAAAAUGACUAGAAAAUAAGAAAUUUAGAAAAGCAGAUUUAGCAUGUAAAGUAGUAUAGACACACAAUUAGAUAGAUAGAUAGAUAGAUAAUCAAAACAAGUAUAGAAACUGAAUUAAAGACCCAUUUUAAGCAUUGCACUGAACCUUUUACACUGUGGAGUCAAUUUGUUAAAGGCGCACUUUGAGAUAGCUUGUAGACUUGAAAAAUUGUUCAUUCCAAAACUGCAAUUUAUCCAAAUUUGGGCUGAUUGGAUUACCCAAACUCCAAGCCGAAAUAUGAACAAAACUCAACAUGCAAUGGAUGUGCAUGUAUGUUUUGAUUCCUGAUUCAGAAUUCCACCUGUGGCACCAGAAAAAAGAGAAACCCUGAUGGGAAAAAGGAUGAUUGAUGACUAGGAGAUAGCCACUAAAUGGGAGGAUGAGGGAAAAAAAUUGAUAUACAGAUGUAUUUAUAUAUUUAAUAAAGAAUAAAUAACGAUAGAUUUAUUACUCUUUUCCCUCUAUUGGUUACUUAUUCUCACUUGACCUGUAAACCAAUUUGUGUAUAUUUUACAGCUCCCUGAUUGGCCCAUUUAAGCUCCCCUUUGAAUCGUCUGAUUUGUCUUCCAAAUCUUUCUUUGUUAACAAAAUUUGGACAAGCUGAACUGCCACAUGGCCGAAAUUCGGAAUGCCCACAUUUUGUGUUUUUAUAAAAAAAAUUUUUAACUAAGUGGUUUGGCCCAAACAAGUUUUUUCACCCCGCAGAAGUCUAGCAGCUUGAUGCAUAGCAGCAUAAACCAGCAAAAUUAUUGAAAACCACAGGCCUAGGCAAGAGUUAUAAGGUCCCUAACUUCAUAAUCAUAUUUACAUUUUUGUCCAGGAUUUGUGACAGUGUUCAAUCACUACAUGCAAAAUAAGAAUGAUAACUUGUAACAUCUCCUAUAAAAGAAAUGUUGAAUUAUCUAUGUUCUGUUUGAAACACUUUUUCAUACCGUGGCAGCUGCUCAAUGUCGUUUGAAAUAUAUAUGCUUGUAAACACCAAAAUAGUUACAAUUACAGGAAAAAAGAAAAUGAACUUUCAGUAGCAUGAAGGUCCCACUUAGUCAUUUCCUUAUCUAAAGGAUGGCCGGAUUCCAGCUAGUGCUUGAAGGAUAGGGAAUAAUCACUUACAAUGGGGUUUUGCUCUAACAGGCAGAAGACGUCUGACAUCUUUUAAAUAGGAAUUGUAGCUGCAGGGUGUUUUCCCUGUUCAGACUGAUACAGUAAUUUUCUUUAGGAUAACCUGUUGGGUAAAAGGCACACAUAAUUAGGGAACCGUGUUUACAUAGUAUGUGACAGAACCUGUAACACUGUCAUUAUCAGAGAUCAGCAAUAAUUGCUAAGUUGCAUCUGGCUUAUUAAUAGUGGCCCAUUGAUUUUACGUAAUACGCUACCAGAAUCUUACAGUAGCAUGGGUUUAAAGGGUCUUCAUGCAGAUAAGUAGAAAGUGAAAAUAUGGUUCGGUGUUAAAAAAGCAGGCGGGGAGAGCUAUACAGCACACUCAUUUGACUACAUUUUAUGGAAAUUCUCCUAUCCCAUUGUUUCCAACAUCCACCAAAUUGUAUUCUCUACUUUAAAACGAAUUAUGAAUUUAAAACCUCCCUAUUUGCUGAUUAAGUAAAAUACAUCUGUUGACUAGAGAAAAUAAUUAUCCUUUUUCCAAUAUAACUAUUCUUCCGAUUUAGUUGCCUGCGAACCCCAAAUCUCUUAUUAGGGCAUGAUAUAGGUAGUAAAUAUGCUUUAAAGCAUGGCUAAAUGACUUCCAACUGUGGUCAGUGCAGAUACUUUUUGCUUAAGUUGCUGUAAUACGUCCAGUGUAUUUUUGGAACGUGCUGUUCUGUAUGAAUUUGGUGUGUUUUUAACUUUUCUUUGCAUGUUUUUCUUGCUCGGUCUCUCUAAAAAUAACUGGUAAUGAUUUAAUAUUUUUUGGGUUAAAAAAAAAGUUUAAACUUCUCCAAAGUCACAAAAGCUGAAACUGCAAUCUUUUUUUUUUUGAUCUCCCAGUGUAUCGUGUAAACAGAGUAAAGAUGACUACUUCUCUAACUCUAUACUACCUGCUACAAUUCUGUGGUCAUUCCUGGAUCUUCACUAAUAUGACUGCAAGACUUCUCUUCUUUGGAAAAGGUAAUUUUACUAUAUAUAUAUAUAUAUAUAUAUAUAUAUAUAUAUAUAUAUAUAUAUAUUCACGUGUAACUUACUAAAGGGGAAGUAUCCCCAAAUAUAAGACCUCUCUCUCUCUAAUGGGAGUAGAAAGCGUUGCUUGUAGACUUUAUUGUAAUAUUUGCGGUACUUUUAUUCAAUGUGCUAAGUAAGAUGGCAUGUGACCUUACAAUCUUAAAAUAUUAUGUGUGUCAAAUGAAACAUAACAAGGAAAAAGUAUAGAGGAGAACUGUCAGGGUGAGUAUACCCAAAUACUCAGAACCUGCAAUAAUUAAAAAUGACAAAGCAUAGACAUAUUAUUGGACCUUAAGUGGCAGUGCUUAACAUGUAAAAGAGAGAAAUCAUGUUCAAUUAAAAAGCCAAGGUCAUGAAUUUCAAUUAUCAUAUUAACUAGGCAGGUCAGGGUCACAGAGGUACUCAAAGUCCAGAAACAAGUCAAGGUCAAACCAAAAACAGGAACAGAAACCACAAUAGGGCAAAAGGAAUGGUGUCAAAAUAGCUAAAACAGGUGUGAACUGACAGGUCCAUAUCACCCCUGCAAACCCACAAAGUGUGGGAAAGAGGCCGCCAGAAUAAUGUGGUCAAUUGCAAACCGGAAGUGACUAAGCAUGCCUCAGAUUUACAUAUGGACGCGCUCUGCAAGCAAGCAGCUUCCAUUAGACUGACUGCAAGUGGGUCACAUGCAAAAUCGACCCAUUCGGCUUGUGGAAUACCGUGUCAACCAGGCAGUUCCCAUGACAAGAAUUAAGACAGGGCAUCAUAGAAAAAGCAAAAAACGGGGUGCAAGAGAAUACUGAGAAAGGGCAGUAGCUGAAAUAGCCUGCCCUUGGGUGGGUCCCCGCUCAGAUCUCAAGCUGGCUUUAGCUCAUCUUGUGCCAUUACAGAGAGAAAAAACUAUUUCCGAUAUAUAGUGUAUAUGAUAUGUACUUAAAAUAUGCCUAAUUCAUGUUUUCAGCAGUUUAGCUCAUGAGGAUCUUAUGAAGAAAAAAAAAACUGGGAAAAAAAAACUAGCAUUGUGAUUUCCCAAACAAGUAUUUACCCAUCUGUAAUGAACACUGGUAUUUCAGAUACCCGUUUGUUUGUUUCCUCCCUAACUGCUAGGAGCUGAGUAAUUAUAGCACGCAGUUCGGGUGUUGAUUUGAACGUUCUCCAGAAGAAAUACAGAAUACAAGUAAAUUCACCAAGCAAAUCAGACAGAUAUCCAAACAUCAGCCUAGACUAGAUGAAAGGUACAACAGGAAUGAAUUUUUUUCAGACCAACUGGACGGUUUUUAUGCAUGUCCCCAUGCAAGGGGUUUACCGUGACAUAUUCCAGAGGCAUUCCCCACUGGACCUGAGAGGGGACUAUGGCAAAGUACACACUGGAAGUACAUUGGCUCUCAGGUCCAGGACACUCCCACAUAAAAUAGGAUAAUCCUUCCCCUGUGUUUGGAAGAUAAUUGAGUCAAGGAUUGUACUAAACUCAAUUAUCUCCAGGCACAAAAAAACAUACAUUUCCACAAAACUUUGAAAGUAUCUCAAGCCCCAUGGAAACCCCACACAAGUUAUAUCCUCUGAUAACCCCGAUCUGGGGGACCAACAUAUUCAAAAAUCACUGAGAUCAGUUCAGGGGUUCGGGAUUUCCAUGAAGGUCAUAAUUUGACCGACCGCACACAAGAUCUUAUGUUUAAAACAGUUCCACAGCUUCAGAGGUAGCGGUCGGUACAUUACAGGAAGUCUAAAAACCGAACAAAUUCUGGAGUCGUGUGUCCAAUUUUAGGUCCAGACACCAAGUCCUUGUACCUCAUUUCGUGAGACAAGAUGGCCGCCGUUUUUUUCCAGCACUUGGCAUUCGGCCAUACAAACGGCGGACACACAGGGAGAGCACUUAAUCUGCAUUUUUUUCUUUGUGGUUAUUGAGCCAGGGGGUGGUCGGUGUUCGGUAGUUUUAUCUACCGAACGUGAAAAAGCCAAGUUAACGAGCUAAAUGUGUGGUUUCUUUACACCACCAGUAAUUAGAAAAUAUCAGUUUGAUGUACAAAAUACAUAUUAUAUAAGAAUUCUUGAUACGUGCAAUACUUUCUUACAUUAUAGACAUAUAAUCACGUGAGGGCUUGGCAGGAUUUGCCACACAUACACACUAGCCAAGAUCACCAAGACUGAUGAUGUCAGCUGAGUAGGUGGGGCACCAGCACAGAGACCAGCACGGCAAAUGAGUAGAGAUAAAUGUGGGCUAACAAUAUAGCCUUGGGAAUACCUGUCUGCAUUCUUAACGCUAUAGUGUUCCUUUAAGUGAUCAGGAGAUAAAGCUUCCUGCACCCAGUUAAGGAUAAGAAAUUCCAUACUCUAGAGGAUCUAAGGGCAUAUUGAUAAGGGCAAAGAAAGAUAAUGAUGUCACAUCUCCACCUGAUUUGCACAUUCUCUGUGCAUAGAGGCACUUAGAUUGUAAAUAUAGGCUGUAUCUGCUGUUAAUGUACCUUACUUUCAAUCCAUCAUGUUUCAAACAUUAAAUUCACCUGGUUAGCCGAGUUACUGCUUACUCAGCCUAGGCAGUGCCUUACCAUAUUGUCUUAUUGAAAGCCAGGGUGUGUGACAAGUUUAAUUUAGAAAAGUGUCAAUUUCUGGAAAUCUGCACUUUUUGUAAAAUGAAAAAAAAGAGGACUCACUCUUCACACAUAAGGCACUUUAGCAAGUACUGUGGCUGUGUUCUGUGUGCUAAUUGAUGCAUAUUACUUGGUCCAUGCAGAUUCCUUUGCGGAUACAUUCUACACAAUCGGGCUAGUAAUGCAGGCCUGCCAGUUACUGUCUGCACUGGAGCUGAUACUCCCACUGCUGGGCAACCAACAACACCGAUUCUUGCCAAGUUUUUUACAGGUACAAUAGUUACAUUUCUAUUGGUUUUAGUUAUUGAUGUGUUAAAGACAGUCUGCAUAGUGUUGCGGUUAUUCACUACUUCCAUAAAUAAAUCCAUAUCGCAAAACUAAUUCAGCUCUGACUAAAACGGAGUUGGAGAAUUUUCCAGAUAAUUUAUUUAUGUCAGAAUUGUUCCAUUCAGAUAUAAAUUGACUACCAUUUGGAAUUUAGUGAAUAAAUCCAGGUAAAUACAAUUAUAUAAAACUGGGUAAUAUCAGUUAGAAGCAAUGGAAAUUGCAGUGUUGAGCAAGCUGGGGCAGUGCCUUCUACUAAUGAGGAUUGUAUGUUUUUGUACUAUAGUACUAUACUAUACUAUCUUUGCUAUAGUAACCUAUAUUUAUAGCUGCUAAUUGUAUACAGUAUGCCCACAGUGGGAGAAGAAAAUCUAAAGUCAAAGGUUGCCAAGACAUUUUUUUAAAGAGCCAUUACAGCAUGCUCUGGCACCACCUAUUGUAAGUUGUCAAACCAUUUUAGAAUGAUUUCACUUCACACUUGGGGUCCACCAGAAGCCACUUCCAGUCUCACUACUUCAGACAGAGUUGGAAGCUCAAUGUCUGGGCUAAGCCCAUCGAUGCUCAGCUAAUGUGCUAGCACUGCACUAUGGGGAUUAGCUCAACAGAGCUAAUGGAAACUCCUGCUUAGGAGCCCUCUGCUCCCUGUUAGAAGUAAUAAUAUUUAUAUUAUAUUCUAACUAAUAAUAAUAAAAAAACAAGAAGAUAUUUUAGAUUAGGAAGUGAAUUUGCUCCAAAUAACUGGCAUAGAAACAUAGAAACAUAGAAACAUAGAAACAUAGAAUGUGACGGCAGAUAAGAACCAUUCGGCCCAUCUAGUCUGCCCAAUUUUCUAAAAACUUUCAUUAGUCCCUAGCCUUAUCUUAUAGUUAGGAUAGCCUUAUGCCUAUCCCAUGCAUGCUUAAACUCCUUUACUGUGUUAACCUCUACCACUUCAGCUGGAAGGCUAUUCCAUGCAUCCACUACCCUCUCAGUAAAGUAAUACUUCCUGAUAUUAUUUUUAAACCUUUGUCCCUCUAAUUUAAGACUAUGUCCUCUUGUUGUGGUAGUUUUUCUUCUUUAAAUAUAGUCUCCUCCUUUACUGUGUUGAUUCCCUUUAUGUAUUUAAAUGUUUCUAUCAUAUCCCCCCUGUCUCGUCUUUCCUCCAAGCUAUACAUGUUAAGAUCCUUUAAACUUUCCUGGUAAGUUUUAUCCUGCAAUCCAUGAACCAGUUUAGUAGCCCUUCUCUGAACCCUCUCUAAGGUAUCAAUAUCCUUCAGAAGAUACAGUCUCCAAUACUGUGUACAAUACUCCAAGUGAGGUCUCACCAGUGUUCUGUACAAUGGCAUGAGCACUUCCCUCUUUCUACUGCUAAUACCUCUCCCUAUACAACCAAGCAUUCUGCUAGCAUUUCCUGUUGCUCUAUUACAUUGUCUGCCUACCUUUAAGUCAUCAGAAAUAAUCACCCCUAAAUCCUUUUCCUCAUAUGUUGAGGUUAGGACUCUAUCAAAUAUUCUGUACUCUGCCCUUGGGAUUUUACGUCCAAGAUGCAUUAUCUUGCACUUAUCCACAUUAAAUGUCAGUUGCCACAAUUCUGACCAUUUUUCUCGUUUACCUAAAUCAUUUGCCAUUUGGCUUAUCCCUCCUGGAACAUCAACCCUGUUACAUAUCUUAGUAUCAUCAGCAAAAAAGACAUGCCUUACCAUCAAGACCUUCUGCAAUAUCACUAAUAAAAAUAUUAAAGAGAAUGGGUCCAAGUACAGAUCCCUGAGGUACCCCACUGGUGACAAGUCCAAGCUUCGAAUAUAUUCCAUUAACUACAACCCUCUGUUGCCUGUUACUCAGCCACUGCCUUACCCAUUCAACAAUAUUUGAAUCUAAACUUAAAGAUUGCAGUUUAUUGAUAAGCCUUCUAUGUGCAACAGUGUCAAAAGCCUUACUGAAAUCUAGGUAAGCAAUGUCUACUGCACCACCCUGAUCUAUAAUUUAGUUACCCAAUCAAAAAAAUCAAUAAGAUUAGUUUGGCAUGAUCUCCCUGAAGUAAACCCAUGUUGUCUCUGAUCUUGAAAUCCAUGUGUUUUUAGAUGUUCAUCAAUCCUAUCCUUUAACAUGGUUUCCAUCACUUUCCCCACUACUGAAGUAAGGCUUACUGGCCUAUAGUUGCCCGACUCCUCCCUAUUACCUUUCUUGUAAAUGGGCACAACAUUCGCUAACUUCCAAUCUUCUGGGACUACACCUGUUAACAAUGAUUGGUUAAAUAAAUCUGUUAAUGGUUUUGCUAGUACACCACUAAGCUCUUUUAAUAGCUUUGGGUGUAUUCCAUCAGGUCCCAUUGACUUAUUUGUCUUUACUUUUGACAGUUGAAAUAGAACCUCUUCCUCUGUAAACUCACGUGUAAUAAAUGACUCAUUUAUCCUUUUUCUCAACUGAGGUCCCUUUCCUUCAUUUUCUUCUGUAAAUACAGAACAAAAAUAUUCAUUGAGGCAGUCAGCCUGACCUUUAUCCUCUUCUACAUACCUUCCUUCUUUUGUUUUUAAUCUAACUAAUCCUUGUUUUACUUUUCUUUUCUCAUUUAUGUAUCUAAAAAAUGUUUUAUCCCCCUUUUUUACUGUCUGUGCUAUUUUCUCUUCUGUGUGUGAUUUGGAAGCUCUUAUAACUUGCUUAGCCUCUUUCUGCCUAAUCUUAUAGAUCAUUUUGUCUCCCUCACUCUGGGUUUUUUUAUAAUUCCUAAAUGCUAACUUUUUGUUUUUAACUAUUUUGGCCACAUCUGCGGAGUACCACAGUGGUUUCUUGAAUUUUUUGCUUUUACUGACAAGCCUAAUGCAACAUUAGAAUUAAUACUUUUAAGUACUUCCUUUGUAUACUAUAUAUUCCUACAGUUAAGUAAAAUGCACAACAUUCAUGUAGGAGAAUGAGACAACGUGGUUAUGAAAAUCUAAUAAAGAAAUGGGUGCCAUAAUCUGUAAUUUAAUUAGGGAUACUUAAAAAAACAAACAAAAAAAAACAUACCUAAACAUUGGUUAAAUAUAGCAGGGAAGAGUGAGGAGGGUGGAAAUUUUGAUCAAGACCCAGUGUAAUCAAUUACAUCAUAUCCGCUUAGACUCCUUUAUUGACAAUAAGUCAACAGCAAACAGGAAGAUGAAAAAUUAAAAUAGUGCAAAGAAGGUGCGGUGACCACAUAAAAUGAUAAGACCACAGUUAGAUGAGGAAGAGAGGAAAUAGGUGCAGGUGUCGGAAGAAGAGAGAAAUUAGAGAUAGUGAGAUGUUACCGGGCAAAUGGAUAUUAUAUACGAGAAAAGCUCUGUCUAGUUCAUAUAAUUAAUGGAGUGUUUAACAUUAAAAUGGAUGAGUUUCUGAAAAGAGGAGAUGAACACUGUCAGUGUGGUAAUUCUCAAGCCAAGCGGACCAAAUUAUGUAUGAAUUUUAAAACAGUUUUAUUUCUGAAUGCUUAAAUGGCAUUGUCAUAUCGGUGCUAAAUCUAACAUUUGAACAAACAAAAACUAUUACAGUGGUUAAGCAUGUGAAAUUUAUAUCUUUCUUAUGUAUCUCUAUUUCAGAUAGUCAAACAACCCUAUCCCUUUAGCACAGUGAUUCAGAGGGUCUAGUUUUAUUAUAUUGAGUUGUCUCUCUAUAGUCCAAGUGUGCAUCUGCAGAAUUAUAUGUGUGUCUCCAUCUAUAUGGGCAAGGAAGGGAGCAGGUCGAAUGUAUAUGUUCUAACACAGUAUGCAUAAUGGAUUGGAUACAUUAAUCUUAGAACAACCCUUGUGUGAACUAUUUAACCAUUCUAAAAGUGGUGAGCUAUGUGAGUGACAGAUUCCUUUCCAUUUUAGGUAACCGAAAGGCUUGUCAUCCUAUUUGUGGUCAUCACCAGCCAGGAGGAGGUGCAGAGUAAAUGUGUAGUCUGUGCUUUGUUCUUCCUAUGGAACAUGUGGGAUGUUGUAAGGUAAUAUAUUUUAAACUAAUAACAUUAAGGAUUUAAUGUUUGCUCACUAUUGUUCCCCAUAUCCAAUGUUUAUCCAACAAACCAAUUAACUGAAAUACAAACAUUUCUGUAUUACAAAAGAACUUGCUAAUGCAAAUUGCAGCGUAAGCACAGUCUGUGCCUUUAAUGUUUGAUGUUUAAUGAGGGCUUGUAAUGUACCCUUAAAACAUAUUCCAGGGUGUGACGAAUGAGCAAUUGUGUACUACCAUUUUAGGUGUGUUGCAGUUUUUGGUUCUGUAAUUAUAUGGAAGUAAAAUAUGUGAUGUAUUGGUUAUAAGUAGAUAACAACUGGUUCUUUAGAUCAAACAAAUAUGAUGCCUGUGAUUUGAGACACUGAGUCCGAUGGGAAGUAUGUGAGAACAAAAACUAUAUCAUCAUCAAUUAUGGUGGCUAUCAGUCACAGUUUCUGGUAUGAUAUUGUUUGCCAGGCUGAGCCUGUUUCAGGGCCUGCACAGGGAGUACAUGGAGAGCAGCCCUACCACACAGCAACAACCAAUGUGUGAGUGAGGUUGAGAAGUUUUGUCCCUGCCCUAUCAGCACAUACUGUGCCUUAUUCCACGCGGAGCACAGUAAUGCUGUCACUGAAUGGACACUAAAGGGGAGAUUGUUACUGACAUAUGGGGGUAGUGGAGAGGCACAUAGGGCACAUUAUGGUUUGCAUGAAGCAGGAUACAAAAGGCAUGUAGAGUUAUAUGCAAAAGGGGGAAUGGAGACUAGCACACACACACACGAUUAAUCACUAAAUUGAGAAAUAAAAGUAAAUGUCAAAUUUAAGUCCAAAGCGGCCAAACUGGAAGUAUAGCUGACUUACAGAUUUUUUUUCUGCUUUGGCUAUUUUGACCUUAAAUUUUUAAUUCUUACUUUAGUAAAUAACACUAAAAAUGUUGGGCAUGCAGAAUAGCUCACAAAAGGUUGACAUGGAGGACGGAGCAGGAUUAAUCAUAGGCUACUGCCUAGGGCCCAUGUUUUAAGUAGGGGUCCUUGAACCAUAAAUCGUCUUAUCCCUAUUCACCAUCCCUAUGUGAAGAAUGACAGGGUGCUACAAAUCGGUAACCUGCUUAUGGCCCUUUUCUGAUUGAGGACCACAGACAAGGGGCAUAGAGAAUGACACACAAGGAGGCAUAGAUAGUGAUGUACAAGCGGAGACAUAAAGAGGGUCACACACUAUGUUGGGAAAGAAAAGAUUCAGAAAUAUAUAUAUAUAUAUAUAUAUAUAUAUAUAUAUAUAUAUAUAUAUAUACACACACACACACACUUAAUGAAUGGUUCAUUUCAUGCGUCACUGUAGACCUAGUCAUACUUUAUAUGUUUGUGGAAUCUUGGAGUGGUUGUAGCAUGGUUUAUGUUAGAUAGUUUUCUCCAUUUAAUGUAAUGUCUCUUCUUUCCUUGGCACAGAUACUCAUACUACAUGUUAACAGCAGUAGGCAUGAACUAUCCUCCCGUUACAUGGCUUAAACACACAUGGUGGAUUCCAGUUUAUCCUUUAUCAGUACUGGCUGAAGGUAAAAUAUAUACAAGCUCAUUGACCAAUGAUCACAAUUACUUCAUAUGAUUGAGUCAUAAGCAUAAUUUCUUUUUGUUUAAUCAAUUGCUGCUGCUGAAGAUAGCAUAACUGACUUACGACCCAAAACCAACACUGCCACCAUCGGUGCAGUUUUAUACCAGUGUACAAAUUCUACAAAACCCAAACUCAUCUCAUGACUAGUCCACAGUUCUCAUAUUCUAUAUUCAGGUUCCCAUGCCAUGUUUAUGGUACAAAUUACAAUGAUGUUCUUAGCACAACCAACCCUUCAUUACCAGUGUAUGGGGCACAGAUUCUCUUCCUCCAGGUCAAAGAACUAAAUCUUUGAUGUCAAAAAGAAACUGAAGUUUCUCUCUGAGAAGUACUGCAUAGACACAGUGAGGUUGGGCAAUAAAGUAUGCUAGAAAAAGUAUUUAAGAAAAAUAAAAUGUCAUCUUUAAGAAUACUAAUUUUAAAGAAGGUGACAGUUAAGGAUAGAUGGUUUUAUUAACCCCAUAAGGGCACAUGACGGAAAUAUUCUGUCAUGAUUCCCUUUUAUUCCAGAAGUUGUGUCCUUAAGGGGUUAAAGAUCAGGGUGAAAAAACUGCUUAUACUAAUGUAUACGGAAGGCAAUUUAUAUUAAAAAACUAUAAAACUAAAUUGUGCAGCUACUCAUGACAUUCAGUGUUCUUAUGCAGUCUGAAAGUGUCUUGUUUUACACAAAAUGCCAUAGUCACUUUCUGUAUGCAUAUCUGCAGAACCAAAAUAAAGAAUGUAAAAAACAAACAAACAAACAAAAACUAUUUUUGUGAGUUACAUACACCAUAUUGGAACAAAUCUCUUAAUUAUUGAAUUUAGAUGUUUCAGUCAGACCCAUUGCCACAGGUUUAUCAAAUCAAGCACCUAGCCAUGCAGCCUACCUUCACAAAUAUUUGUGAAUAAAAUGGGUCCCAAGCGUCGAACUGGUGUAAAGCAUACAGCCUUUGGAGUAGUGGUAACGUGUUCUGUGGAGGGACAAAUCGCGCUUCUCUGUUUAGCAGUCUGAUGGGUGAGCAUAGGUUUAGCAGAUGUGAGGAGAACAUUAGCUGUCUGACUGCAUUAUGCCAACUGUACAGUUUGGAGAAGGAGGGAUAAUGGUUUGGGCCUGUUUGGGCUAGGCUCUUUACUUUCAGUGAAGGGAAAUCUUAAUGCUUCAGCAUACCAAGACAUUUUGGACAAUGCUAUGCUUCCAAUUUUCUGGGAAAUGUUUGAGGAAGUCCCUUUUCUAUUCCAAUAUGACUGGGCCCCAGUGCACAAAGCAAGGUUUAUAAAAACAUGACCAUGACUUUGGUAUGGAAGAACUUGAUUGGCUCGCAGAGCCCUGACCUCAACCCCAUCAAACACAUUUGGGAUGAACUAGAAUAAAGACUGCCAGCCAAGUCCAACAUCAGUACCUGACCUCACAAAGGCUCUACUGUGAACUGAUGAACGGGCAAAAACUGAAGAUUAUGCUAGCUUUAGUGUACUAAUAAUCUUCUUUACAUUUUUUAUUUUUGUAGUGCAUAGAUGUGACACAAACAGGCAAGAGGUGCCCCAAAGGCAGUCCUCCAGCUUUUUCCCAUGCAGAACAUGCGGGGCACUAGAGUAACAUGCACAAUUUUAAAUUUUAAACAGGUUUAAGCAUUCGAAUACCGUAGUAGAUUGUAAAUAUGGUCUAAGAGUAUAAGCAGUUUCAGCAUCGUAGUUUCGACUGUACGUAAACACCUAUACUACAUACAUGUUUGGUCAGAGCUUGAGUUAGGUUAGUUUCUCACGAUUAAUACAGGCAUACAUAAACAGGUAUACAUCGUUAGUCAGGUAGACAGGCAAUUGCUAUUGAUCUAACAGUAUGGUCUUAUGUUAUGCUAGUGUAGCAAUGUCUGUAGAAUGAUAUUGCAACACACUCAACAGGCAUUAUACGUUUUCCCUGUUAGUACCUAUUGGCUCUUUAUGCUAUCUGCACCUAUCAAGGGUUAAGCAAACAUAUAUAGCGCUGUGCAUGAAAUCAAGACAUAAAGAUACUAUCAGAGCCUGCUGGGAUCAGUGUUAUGAGAGAUGUGCUUUGAGAAGCAGAGAGGAGCUUAACCAGGGCAGCAGAAAACAUGGGAAUGCUUCUUGCAAGGUGGAAUAAAGUUGUGCCAGAUAGCUACUGGGUCAGUCCUUUGGUUGAGAUCUUGUAAAGUCCUGAUAUUCAGAUUGGACUGUGCGUUUGAGGACCUGCAUGGGUUUGUUUAGUCCAUACCUAGUGCUGGCAGGCUGUUUGCUCUGAAGGAUGCAUAUCAGUCAGGGAAAGAAUUGUUGCGUUGCGCCUCACAGAAAAGACCUGGGUGCAGGUGCAGCCAUUGUAGUCGUCCUCUGGGCAGAUAAAAUGGGCCCCAGGAGAGUGAUGGCGUCCUCCACAGGCGCAAAGGUUUUUUGUUUUGUUUCUUUCUCCCACCCGAUAUAUGUGUGGUUAGCAUCCCCUUAGUCUGCUCAAUGUAAUCCGCCGGCGCAUCCCCGGGGCAGGUUGCUGUGGUGAUCCGAUGGCGUUGGAUGGUUUCUCCUGCGGUAGGUCGCACAUGUGACUGGCGUGCGGCGGCCAUCUUGAGGAAUGCUGCCGGAGAGUGUUCCAUAGCAGGGUGGUAGUUUUCGUCCCCGCGUGGCGUGACAGUAGUUGCAUGCGUGUGUGCAGACCGGGAUGACCCCCCCGGUCCAGAGGGGGGGAAGCCAGACACCGGCCGGAGACCCGGGAGAGCGGCCGUCUUGUCCCGGCUCAAGCUCCUGCACGCCUCGGGCCUUCAUCGGGUUACUGUAGGCAUCUUGAAGGGUAUCCCCUCGUACCCCAGGAUCUGGGGAUCAGUGUGAUCUUUGUUGCGGGUGGCUAGGAAGGUUUUGCCUCCAGUUUGCGCCGUUUUCCUGGCCCCAUAGCGGGAGCUCAGACAGAACGCGUCUGAUCCCGUCGGCGGUCCGGCCCCACCCUAGUAUACUAAUAAUCUUGAUUCUAAUAAUGAUAGUAGGGGAAUAUUUAGCAUUAACUUUCUUUACUGAACUCCACAGAAAUUUGGUCCUGCAGAUCAUAUGUUCAAUAUGGAAGCAGGCACUUAGGGCAGGAGAGGUCUAGGGACCAAGAAGGAGGUAUAACAACAGUUGUGAGAACAAACUGUGACAAAGUUUGCAGAGGCUGUAAGCCACGUGUUACAAUAGGCAGUAGAAUUCAACUGGGGCUUACCCAGGAAAUCAGAAGCCAGCAAAAACAGGUUCCACUCGACAGCACAUGAAAACGAGGGCUCACCCCAAGCCAGUAUACAGGUUAGAUCCAGCUGGCUAUAAACAGUGCGCAGUGCACCAACACGAGCCUGGUCCCAGUGAAUUUCUGCAAGUAUAGGAAUUCGGGAACUAUAAGAGCGCUAUGCUCGUGCAUCUACACGAUGGCCCGAGCUCCGGUAAUGCCUGUGCAGCAGGAACAAGCCACAGUAAGCGGGUAGAGAGUCCCCAGACCCUCCUAGAACCAGGGAACCAUAGGUUUGGGGAGCCUAGUGGAUGAAGGAGAAUUCCCCCACAGGACCAGUGCCCCAGAAUGCCAAAGGGAACUACCAGACAAAAAACCCAAGUAAAAGAAGGGUGAAAACCGGGAAACACAAAUAAAAUACAAGAAACAUACACAAAAGAAAAGUGUAACAAGAAAAAUAUCCAAAAUAAACCACAAUAUGCAAAGACAGAGGUCUGACUUAUCUAGUGAUGGAGCAGCAAAGAAAGAGGAAGUACUACAGUUACACACGCCUCUUAUUACCUUUACAUGAUGAUUUUCAGUUUUUUCUCUAUGUUUCCUUUGAUGUUGUGGAGUUUAGUAAAAAAAAAGUUAAUGCAAAAUAUGAAACCUUCUGUCGUUUACGUUAAAUUCCCACAGAAACGCUCCUGUGGAAAGCCUUCCCAGAAGAGUGGAAGCUGUUAUAGCUACAACGGGGGGGCCUACUACAAAUAUCUACUUGUUUGGAAUGCAAAGUCAUAAAAGUCCCUGUUAGUUUAUGGUUAAGUGUCCCAAUACUUUUGUCCAUAUAGUGUAUAUCUUAAUGCAGGCCAAUCGGGACACUCCAUUUCACCUAAAAAUGUAUUAUAUAGUUCAGAUUCAAUCUGUAAAUAUCAUUGUGAUAAUAUAGAAAUAGAUACAUAAAAAAAAAAAAAAAAUGACAAUGUUUCUAACAUAGGUUUCCUAUUUUUCCAGUUUACACGAUUUAUGAAUCGCUUCCAUAUUUUGAAUCCCUUGGUACAUAUUCCUUCACAGCGACAUUACCAGUUGUGGUAUCGGUCCACUUUCCAUACAUUUUAAAAGUAUACAUGAUCGUACUUACUGCAGGUAAAACAUAAUGAUCAGAAAAUGUAACUUCUACACUGCCUCAACUAAUCACUUUACUAAACCUCAUCUGUAUUCCUCCAGGUAUGUUUUAUAUAUGCAAUCAUCUGUUUAUGGAAAGAAAAACAUAUCUCAGAGCAAAGAGCGCAAAGCUAAAGGCAAAAUAAGAGUAGGUAAGUGGGUUAUCAAAGUGCAAUACAUUACUGUUUUAAUUAUACGUGUUAUGUUCGGCAAUGUUUACUGAUUCCAUUACCAUGGAAAUCAUACAUUUAGUUAAUUGUUGUUAAUUGACAACAAGGUUAUAUAAAUGCAAAGUGACUGCUGUUGGUCUAUUAGGUUGUCUUCUGAUUUAAUGCAUUUGCUUAGGGUCUCCCUAUAUUAAUAGGGUAAUCCAGAUGUGGACCCAUUGCUCACUGUGCAUGGGAUGUGUGAGGCAAAAUGUUACUUUAUAUCUUGUGCAGGGGGAGUCACCCAGCAUUUCCUAUCUGGACUGUGGAAUCAAUCUGAUAGAUAACUGGCUAAAGCUGUAAUGCCAAUAUCCUAGAAAAGUAGUUCCCAACCUUUUUAAUUGUGUACCCCUUGGUAGCCCAUUUCCAUAAAUCGUACCCAUCAUAUUAGUAAAAUGUUUAUUACAAGAUACAAACACUAAAUACAUACAAAGGACACACAAAACCACAUAGGUCAAAACAUUAGUCACUCUCCAGUUCCCUACCACUCUCGUUCCGCCUCCCCCCCCAAAUGGUAGGGCCUGUGCCAGCAUUCCCUGUGGAGUGUUUUUAAAGGGGUUGCGUCCCAAAAAUGCUGCUCAAAGCAUAGAGUGGGCAGAUUAGAAGACGACCAAGGUAGAAACUCCAGGCUCAGUCAGAGGUUCAACAAAUACAACUUUCUCGUGGGAGACAGAAACAAAACUGAGGAUUCUAUAUUACAGGGCAGAGGAUGAGAAGCGAGGACUUGGUGGGAUCUCACCAUCAUAGGAAGGAAAUAAGUGCACUAGCGUAUUAUCCUCUACUCCUGAACCAUGUGUGCAACAGGACAGGACUCCCAACAAAAUUCCUAAGUAAUCCGAGGGGAAUACAAUAACCAUAAUUCACCAACCUCUUGUGAGGUUUAGUGAGAGGGUUAAUACUGUAUAUAGAGAAAGACCUGGUGAAGUACCAUUGGACCACCCAACGUGGAUAGUGGGUAAUAAUAAUUGUCCAUAAUGUCAGCUAAAAUAUACAAAGAAUAAGGACUGAAUAGGACUCACACAAAAAAAGUCUUGACCUGCAAAUUCGACAUUCCUCUGCUUUGUCCACGGUUACAUGUGGUGCAGGUCUUCAAAUAACAGUGUCCUUGGUUAAUUGACUAAAAGCAAAGAUUAAUUACCAGGCUUAGAAAGUAACUCAUCACAAAUAUAACUUCAGCCCAGCCUCAAAUUGAAAAUACAAAACCUUUUUAUUGUAUAACAAAAAGUUCCAAACAGGGGGACUGUACUUGCAGACAUGACCAAUGCAUUUCAUGCAUAGGUCAUGUAACUUAGCUCAAAUAUUGUGCCUAUUAAACUAAAUACACAGGUAGUAGAGAAAUGAGGGAGUCCUGUAUUUGAAAUAGACUUUUUAAAUUGAAUAUUUGAUCAGCAGACUAUGUUUGAACCCAUUGUAGCCUUAUUCCAUGCUGAAGCAGUUUCAUACUGUGUGAUUCACUUGCUGUUUAAAGAUUUACACAGCUUUUUAAAUUAGGUUUAUAAUCUAUGAACACAAAAUCAUAUUCCAUUUGAUGUGUAUUCUAAAUAAAUGUAUUGCAAUUUGUUUUUGUAAAAGUGACAGUUUUUCAUUAAUUAUUUUUACAGAGCCAUUGGCAAAGAAUAAACCUUAUUGAAUUAACAAGCUUGCAACCAAUAUUGUUACAAAACCGACUUGGCUUUUACAAGAAAGUAAAAAGUACCUAAAUGCUGGUGGUUGAUAUCAGAAGUAUUUUUGACAAACGUCACAAUGAGAAGGUGCCUAGCAACAUCCACAUUUACCUUGUACCAAGUCACAUCAAGAAUGGGCUGAAACCUUCCAGGAGAACACAUAGGACCAAUCCAUAAUGGUUAUUUGGAGAUAUAAUAAUGGCAUUAAUACCUGCAAGACAAUUGCAUGCCUCCCUACACUCUAUUACAUGUAAUGCAAGCAAAAUGAGCCGUGCUGUAAAUUAGAAUGUGCUUAAGAAUUUAAAAAAAAGAGUUUAUGUAUAUAUCAUGGUACUGAAUCACAAAAUUACAUGUGUAUAAAAAAAGUAAUCUUUUGACCAUAAAAUGUCAUCCCUUGAUUGCCAUUUAAUCAAUUAUUUAUGUACAUGGAGCAAUAGAGAUGUUAUUUGGAAGUAAGCAGAGAAUCUAUAAAAGAGGGGUUUUAGUGUAUUAUGUCUGUGGCCCUACAAUUUCAUGUAAGUCCUUGAUAUGGAGGUCCAUUCACAGUUUGUGCCAAGACAAAUGAAGAACCUUGCUUCAUUUCAAGUGCCACUUCCCUGAUUGGACAUUAAAGUGGCAAGGGAAAAUACACACUUUGUCUUCUGAGGGCACAGACCAUUCUUAUUGUUCAUUGCAUUGUUGUGUUUUAAGUCUUCUACCGUUACAACAUGAUGUCAUAUUCCAUCUGGUGCUUUGAGUAAUACAAGUAAAAGGAGGGCAAGGAGUGACCUGUGUCUGCCUAAGGUGCAUACUGUUCACCAAUGGUCCACCAUGAGGACAAAGGUUAUAUGAAUUGAGAAAAAAACAAAACAAAACACAGUGGGCUUUAUAGUGAAGUGAAGUUGGGAAAAUAUAGAGAAGGGAAACUGGUAAAAAAAAAAAAAAAAAGGUGAGGAGCAAAGAAAUCUGUGUAUUAAGCUGAAAAUGACUGCAAUAAUUAGGGAUGAGAGAACGAAAGAAGAAUUGUAGGAGAGGGACAUGAAGAUGAAAGAAGGAAGAGAAAGGGAGAUGUCAGGAGAAAACAAAAAGAGUGGCAAUUGAGAAACAAGCAACAAUAAAAACAUUUGCACUUAUGUCAACAGACAAAUUUGUAUGUUUAUGGAUGAUCCUUAUAUACCUACGGAGCAAAUACAAAAUGCACAUACAAAAAUAUUAAUUUUGAGCUGGCCCGAUUUGCUAUUUAUUUCAUAAAUAUUUAGUAUAUUUUCUCUUUUCCAAAUAGCAAUUGAAGGAAUAAAUUCUACAAUAGAAAGGGUAGGUAGGGAGCCUUAUUUUACUUUUUGUAACUUCUAUAUGUUUACUUUGUACUUUGCAAUUUUUGUACUGUUUGAUACUUUUCAAUACAAAAAUUUUGACCAUAAAAGAAUUCCAAUUAUAGAGCUUAACCCCUUAAGGACCAAACUUCUGGAAUAAAAGGGAAUCAUGACAUGUCACGUGUCCUUAAGGGGUUAAACUGUUGAGAAAUCUGUGCUCAUAACCUGCUUUUGUUAGCUAAUAGAGAGAAAAAAAAAGAGAAAAUUGGUCAAAUUUAUUACAACUAUGUCUAUUUGCAGUGCAAAAUAUUUGUUAAGUAUUUUUUAAAAAAAAAACCAUUUGAAAAACCAUUUGGCUUUAUCUAAGCUUUCUAAAAUGCAGUAAAAUAAGAAGGCAAUAUUUAAAUGCAUGCGGUCUUUUAUUUAUUAAAUUAUAAUCAUAGGAUCAAAAGCAGAGAUGUGGCAGAAUUGUUGCAUCUGAGAGUGUUUGGUAAUUUACAUUAAAAAUGAAUAAGAAGUGAAAAAGAUUAAAAGUCACUAUGCUUUUAAUAUAGCCUUUUUGUUUACAUUUGCCAAUCACUUUUUCAGUUCCAUUAUUCUGAGCAGCAUUAUCAAUAGCAUAUUUGUUAGGCCUAUCUAUGAUAUGGACUGCAAUGCGCAUCAAGGAAGUCUCAUUGCACCAACAAAAAGGUGACGAAGAGGAUGCUACCGGUGCUAUUUGCACAACAUGAUGCAAAUGUGUGCUUACACUGCUCAAACUCUACUCUUUUACUUCUUAAAAAAAAUGUUCAUCAUAAUGUGAUGUGUUUUGUAUUAUAGCGCUUUUGUAUGUCUAUAUAACUUGAUGUCUUUUGUAUAAUAAAAAAAAAAAAGCACUCUGAUUUCAAAUGAGUGUGUUUUAUUGAGAUCUUCCAGGUAACCAUUGAUCUCUGACAUGCAGAGCAAUGGUGGAAAUAAAUAAAGGAUAUUUAUAGGGACAGAACAUUAGUCAAAGUUCCGUUCUGCUGUUUGACAAAGAACACAGAUUUUUUUUUGGUCCGUUCAUAUUUUUCUUUAAACAAUUCCCUUUAAAUCUGCUGCAUGAUUAACACACAGUAAGCCACUCUUGUGUUUGUUCUUGGGUUUUGCAGGCUUGAACAAUAG